AUGAAGGGUGCCGAGCUUGAUGCGGCGACCACCCCGCCUCCCUCUGUCUUCACCAACGCCGGAGGGGAGCCUUCGCUUUCGCUUUCUUCCAUCCCCGAACCACCAGGCCCGUCCAAGUUCGAGCAGCUUCAUGGUAAAGCAGACGAGGAGGACCUUGUCUUGUUGUACAGACCCAGCCUCCGCGUCAGACUCCGAACAGCCCUUCACACCGCCGUCGUUUGGAUCUGCGCCCUCUUCACCCUGCCCGACUAUGUCACCGGCGGCUCCAACGGCGGCGGCGGCGGCGGCAGCGACGACCGCUACGCGCGUCUGGAGUGGGACGACAUGGAGGAGGAGGGCUACAGCGUGGCCCAGGGCAAGGAGUUCGUUCUCCGGUUCGCCCGGGCCCUGGCCAACACCGACAUGGCCACCCACAAGGUGACCGACAUGUGCACCACCCUGGCCAAGUCGCUCGGCAUCGAGGCCUCGUUCCUCGUGCUCCACUCGACCAUCAUCGCCUCCUUCCCCCAGCUCACUCCCUCCUCCUCUGCUUCUUCGUCGUCUCCAUCACCUUCUUCACAUUCUUCGCCGGCGCCGCCGUCGCCUCCGACCGACCACCGCCACCCGCAGCCGCUGGCCGCACCCCUGCUGGCCAUGGAGCUCGAUGAAGGUGGUGGCGAUGAUGAUGGUGAUGGGGAAUUGGAAGAAGCCGAUGGAGGUGGGCGUUCGUGGUGGCCCAAGCGAAAGCGAAAGCGCGACCGGUCGGCCUGGAUGUCGUCGCACAGGUGGGUGGCGAGCACCCGGGGCCUGGCCAAGUCGGCCACGCCGGCCCAGCGGAAGCCGUUCACGUCCACCACCAACGAGCUCGCGUCGACGCAGACCCACAUCAUCCACACCGCGGCGGUGCGCAACUGCGAGAUGAUGCUCUACCUGGGCCUCCUCCGCCUGCGCCUCUCCACCGGUAAGAUGAGUUUGGGGCAGGCGAUCGAUGCGUUGGAGAGGAUCGAGAGUGCGCCGCCGAGGUACCACCCGUUGGCGACGAUCGCCAGCUCGGCCUUGACCUCGGCCUCCUGCAUCACAGUCUUCUACGGCGGCGGCUGGGCUGAUAUCUGGCUCGCGCUGCUCCUGGGCACGAUGGUGAGCACGGUGACGUACAUGUGCGGCCGGCGGAUGGGGAUGCGGGGCUUCUCGGACUUCACCGCGGCCAUUGUGAUCGCCUUCUUCGGCUCAGUGCUGGCCUCGCUCCACGGGGGCCUCUGCUACCAAGGCGACCUCAUCGCCGCGUUGGUGUGGCCGCUCCCGGGCAUUGCGAUCACGGUGGCCAUGCAGGAGUUGGCCGCGCUCAACGUCACCACGGGCGCGUCGCGGCUGGUCUUGAGCUACUUCGCACUCAUUCAGCUGGGCCUGGGGAUUUCGAUCGGCGAGACGGUGCUGGCCAAGGCGUGGCCGGGGGCGAUCCCCAACAUGUGCCACGAUGUGGGACUGUGGGAGAGGUCCGUCCUUCUGCCGAUCGCUUCUCUGGGCUUCUCCGGUUUGCUCAAGCUCAUCAUGGCCAUCGUGUCCUACUUCAUCAAGGUCGUCAGCCUCGAGUACCUCGAGUUCAGCGACGACAACGCCACCGCCAUCAGCGCCUUCAGCGUCGGCAUUAAUGGCCGAUUCUCGGGCCACCCAGCCUACGCGCUCACCCUGCAGGCCCUAUUCGUCGUCCGCACUGGUGGCAUCGGCCUUCGCGGAAUGCGGGCGAUCGCUGCCGGCGACUUCAUGGGCGGGCUCACGCUCAUCUACACCAUGACCUCGAACAGCUUUGCCCUCGCCAUAGGCUUGUUGGCGGCCAACAUUCCCUUCCGCUUCCGCUCUCGCAACCGCUACUCCAAGUGGUGA
Molecule: messenger RNA, 1860 nt
Organism: Acanthamoeba castellanii str. Neff
Lineage: Eukaryota; Discosea; Longamoebia; Acanthamoebidae
Exons: 9
Coding region: 1-1860 (619 amino acids)
Biological process (GO): transmembrane transport
Molecular function (GO): transmembrane transporter activity
Source: RefSeq, a predicted model, not a curated record